Molecule: messenger RNA, 3310 nt
Organism: Scatophagus argus
Lineage: Eukaryota; Metazoa; Chordata; Actinopteri; Scatophagidae
Gene: adam17b
Product: ADAM metallopeptidase domain 17b
Exons: 18
Coding region: 278-2821 (847 amino acids)
Biological process (GO): membrane protein ectodomain proteolysis; Notch signaling pathway
Cellular component (GO): plasma membrane
Molecular function (GO): metalloendopeptidase activity
Source: RefSeq, a predicted model, not a curated record
CCCCACCUGACGUGGUUUCAGCUAACUUGACUCGGACGCUGCGCGUCUUCCUGGUUUUGCGGAGUUAAACGCGUUUUCAUGCCUUUUUCAAAAACACAACAAAGACGUUGGCUGACUUAAUUUCUCUCGGAAGUGUGUUUUUAAAUUCAAAUUUCUGUCUAAACUGUCGAUAAAGUUUUAAAUCUGAUGCGUCGCGACUUUGAACUGAAACAAGCAGCGACGACCUUUUUCCAUUCUGUCCAUAGUGUGGCUUAACAAUCCAACAGUCCAAUCAAUCAUGCGGCAAAAAGUCACUUUCUUCACUGUUUUUAUCGUUUUAACGGAAGCCGCCAUUUCUCCGCCCGCAAACACAGAGGAGGAGCACUACAUGUCUCUCAGAUCGAUGCUGGAGGACUUCGACGUGCUGCCGCUCUCCAGCCUGCAGACUCACUCUGUCCGCCGCCGUGAUGUCCAGACUCAGACUCAUGUAGAGAAGUUGCUCAGCUUCGACGCCCUGCAGAGGCACUUCAGACUGUACCUGAGGACCAACGACCAGCUCUUCACUGAGGACUUCAGAGCCGUGAUCGUGGACGAGGAUGGACAAGAGCAAAGCUACUCGAUCAACAGACACAACUACUUCACCGGACACGUCAUCGGGGAGGAAAACUCUCGCGUUCAGGCACAUAUUGACGAUCACGAGUUCUCGGCUCGCAUCCUGACCGACGAAGCAGAGUUUAACAUUGAGCCUCUAUGGAGGUUUACAUCAAUGCCCCCGGAUGGUCAACUGCUGAUCUACCGCUCAGAGGACAUCAGGAACCUGAGCCGACUGCAACAGCCUUCCGUCUGCGGCUACUUGACCUCUGACGCCAGCCAGCUCCUCCCUCACAGAGUUCAGUCAGCCAUGUGGGAGAUGCAGGACAUAGAAGAAGAGUCUUUGUUCAGAGGGAAGCGUCAGGUCAACGAUCACCUGAAGAACACUUGUCCUCUGCUGCUGGUGGCUGAUCAUCGCUUCUUCAAACACAUGGGCCGGGACGAGGAGAGCACCACCCUCAACUACCUGAUUGAGCUGAUUGAUCGUGUUGACGACAUCUACAGAAACACGUCGUGGGAUAACGAGUUUGUAGGCUAUGGCGUUCAGAUCCAGCAGAUCAUCAUAGAGAAGAGCCCGACGGCUGUAGCUCCAGGACAAAGUCACUUCAACAUGAGGGGAAGUCCGGUGGAGGAUAAAGAUGUCUGGGACGUCAAGAGGCUGUUGGAGCAGUUCAGCGCUGACAUCGCAGAGAAAGCCGCCAACGUGUGCCUCGCACACCUCUUCACCUACCAGGACUUUGAUGAAGGCACUCUGGGUUUAGCCUACGUUGCCCCGUCCAAACCAGACAUUGCUGGAGGUCUCUGCUCCAAAGCCUGUCCUUCAUCCUCCAAUGAACAAAGAGCAAUGUACCUCAACACAGGCCUGACCAGCACUAAGAACUAUGGGAAAACCAUCCUGACCAAGGAAGCUGACUUGGUGACGACUCACGAGCUCGGCCAUAACUUCGGAGCAGAACAUGACCCUGAUGACAUCCCGUCCUGUGCCCCCCGAGAGGACCAAGGGGGGAAAUACGUCAUGUAUCCCAUCGCCGUGAGUGGAGAUCACGUCAACAACAAGCUGUUCUCUAACUGCAGCAAGCAAUCCAUAGUGAAGCGUCUGAGGUUUAAGGCUCCGUCCUGCUUCAAGCACAGAAACAUUAAUGUGUGUGGGAACUCUCGGGUGGAACAGGGUGAGGAGUGUGACCCAGGACUGCUGCACAUCCAUUCAGACCUCUGCUGCACCGCCGACUGCAGGCUGAGAACUGAGGCUCAGUGCAGUGACAGGAACAGUGCCUGCUGCAAAAACUGCAGAUUUGAGUCUGAAGGUGAAGUUUGCCAGGAGCCCAUCAACGCUACCUGUAAAGGACACUCGUACUGCACAGGAAACAGCAGUGAGUGUCCUCCUCCGGAAGACGCUCCAGAUAAGACAGUGUGUCUGGACAGUGGCACGUGUCUGGAUGGAGAGUGCAUCCCUUUCUGUCAGGCCGCCUUAAAGCUGCAGCCCUGCGCCUGCAACGAAACCCACUCGUCGUGUAAAGUCUGCUGUCGGGGCAGUGGUGGCAUCUGUGUCCCCUACCAGGAUAAAACGGGCAACUUCCUCUUCCUGCGUAAAGGCAAACCGUGCACCGUGGGCUUCUGUGACGGAGCGGGGAAGUGCAUGAAGCAGGUUCAGGAUGUGGUGGAGCGUCUCUGGGACUUCAUCGACAAACUGGACAUUAACACAUUUGGGAAGUUCCUGGCUGACAACAUUGUGGGUUCAGUUGUGGUUUUCUCACUGCUGUUCUGGAUCCCCUUCAGCAUCCUGGUCCACUGUGUGGACAACAAACUGGAUCAACAGUAUGAACAGAACACCAAGUCUCUGUUCUUCCCCAGCAAUGCUGAGCUCCUGAGCAGCCUGGAGUCUGCAUCUGUUCGGAUCUUCAAACCUCCAGCCUUCCCUAGCACCAACCACCUCGCCGGGCUGCGGUUCCAGCCUUUCGGCCCCCAGCAGACCAGCACCCCUCCGGUCUCCGUCUCCAGCCCUGAGCCAGCUGCCGUCCCAGCUCACCCCCUUUUGGACAGCCCACGCAUGGCCACCAUCCAGGAGGACCCCAGCUUCGACUCACACCUGGACGAGGAAGCCCUGGAGGAGGCGUUUGGGCGGUCAGUGGGGACGACUCAGCGCUCCUUUGAGGACCUGACGGAGAAAAGUGUGAUGAGUCGCAGCGGGAAGGCAAUGCUGCAUAGACUGCAGAGACAACAUCAGAUCGACAGCAAGGAGACGCAGUGCUGAGAGGACACACCUAUUUGACACCUGCCUACACUUGGGUACACAUGUCCACACCUGUCCACACCUGUCCACACAUGGCUACCCCUGUUUAUGCAUGUCCAUCUCCACACCUGCAGAGACCAGGUAACAGGCUGGUGUAUUUACUACUGUUUUUAAAGACUACUUCACUAUUUUCAAGGCCGAUAACGAUGACUGAUAUUAAUAAUCAUAACACUCAGAUGUCAGCCUGACAAGCUCUGCAUUAUUGGAUUAUCGACACACGAUUGGUUCUCCUCAGCCCUUUUGUCUCACAGGGACAGUAGAAUGUUGUUUACUGUGUAUCAGUACUUGAGCAGGACCUCAGUACUCAUAGAAAGUCGCUGCAGGACAAAACGGACACUAUUUGAUCAGCUAAACUAAAUAAACUUUCAGGUUCAGGUCGUACGGCAACCCAUAAUGUUCAAAAUGGAUCAAUAAGCACAUAAAUAAAUAUAGGCAACAUGAAAUUACAAA